GUGGGGUUCUCCCAUGGCCAAGCCGGGACACUCCUGGAGCCGCGCGCCGGCGGGGAAGGAGGAGGAGGAGGAUGAGGAGGGCGAGGACCCCCUGGAUGCCAGGAUCGCCCGGACGGGCUGCCUGGAGCAGCACCGGGAGCUGCAGGAGUGCAUGGAACAGCACCGGGAUUGGCGGCAGUGCCAGACACAGCUCCGGGCAUUCGGAGCCUGCAUGGCCCGGCGGGAACAGCGGGAACAGGGACCGAGCCGGGCACACCCUGCACGGUGACACCCCCCGGGACCCCCAGCAAUGGGGGAGCUGUGCCUUUCACCCCCCUUUUUUUGUGCGAUUUUAUUUUUUUUUAUCCAAGUGCCGGGAAAUCCACGUGGGAUUAAAUUAAAUCUGGGAAUUUAAUCGUC
Neopelma chrysocephalum (saffron-crested tyrant-manakin) is the source of this 399-nucleotide messenger RNA. RefSeq names its product cytochrome c oxidase assembly factor 4 homolog, mitochondrial. The coding region runs from base 14 to 268 and encodes 84 amino acids. Lineage: Eukaryota; Metazoa; Chordata; Aves; Passeriformes; Pipridae. Gene Ontology annotation, cellular component: mitochondrial intermembrane space. The record is from RefSeq and is a predicted model, not a curated record. Gene Ontology annotation, biological process: mitochondrial respiratory chain complex IV assembly. The transcript is spliced from 2 exons.